AUGGGGAAGCUGCCGGAGCCGAACGACAUCCCACCUUGGGUGGGGUCUCCCGAAGUCUUGAAGGAGCCCGAGGUGUUCCAGGUCCAGACAGGGCUUGUGGAAGCCGUGUUCGGCCCCGACGGAUCUCGAAUCCCAUUCGUCGAGCAGGUGGGCACAGUCAUGCUCCAGAUGAAGGGUCUGGAAACUUCGGACGUCGCCGAAGUCAUGGUUUACGGCUCUUACUUGUGCAAGUUCCAGACCAAGUGGAUUCUCCAAUCCGUGGCCUAG
Mesoplodon densirostris (Blainville's beaked whale) is the source of this 267-nucleotide messenger RNA. Its product is annotated as developmental pluripotency-associated 5 protein-like. Gene Ontology annotation, cellular component: cytoplasm. Gene Ontology annotation, biological process: regulation of gene expression. The transcript has 2 exons. Gene Ontology annotation, molecular function: mRNA binding. The record is from RefSeq and is a predicted model, not a curated record. NCBI's taxonomy places the organism in Eukaryota, Metazoa, Chordata, Mammalia, Artiodactyla, Ziphiidae. Bases 1 to 267 code for a protein of 88 amino acids.